Messenger RNA from Platichthys flesus (European flounder), 2400 nucleotides. It is a transcript of the gene foxf1, whose product is annotated as forkhead box F1. NCBI's taxonomy places the organism in Eukaryota, Metazoa, Chordata, Actinopteri, Pleuronectiformes, Pleuronectidae. Gene Ontology annotation, molecular function: DNA-binding transcription factor activity, RNA polymerase II-specific; RNA polymerase II cis-regulatory region sequence-specific DNA binding. The record is from RefSeq and is a predicted model, not a curated record. Bases 305 to 1447 code for a protein of 380 amino acids. The transcript is spliced from 2 exons. Gene Ontology annotation, biological process: animal organ morphogenesis; regulation of transcription by RNA polymerase II. Gene Ontology annotation, cellular component: nucleus.
AAAAAGUGAGCUCCUCGGACGCACGACAACACACCAAGUGAAGUGGAAAGCGGCUCCUGUUCUGCUCCUCAUCCCGUACAAGGCGGUCCGGCUCCAGGCUGCUGCAGGACUGAACCAAGGGGACGAAGACACGGUGAAGAAGACAAGUCUCGAUUUUUGACUUGUGCGUUAAGUUUGACUUAACGUUCGCUUUUGUAGUAUUUUUUUUUCUCUGUAUGCCACCUAAUAAGUAGCCAACUUUAACGUGUUUAAGGCGGAGAGCAGCAAUUGUUUUGUGUCCAAACUCGAAUACGAAGUUUAACUAAUGACGGCAGAGAUCCAGCAGCCCCCAGCACAGACUCCUGCCCAGAGCAGCCCCAUGUCUGCUCCGGAGAAGCCGCACGGACAGACGGCGGUGAUGGAAACCGCCUCCUCCACCACGAAAACCAAAAAGACAAACGCAGGGAUCCGUCGACCAGAAAAACCUCCGUAUUCAUACAUCGCUCUGAUAGUCAUGGCGAUUCAGAGCUCUCCAACGAAGCGGCUGACGCUCAGUGAAAUAUACCAGUUCCUGCAGAGCCGCUUCCCGUUCUUCAGGGGCUCGUACCAGGGAUGGAAGAACUCCGUGCGUCACAACUUGUCCCUGAACGAGUGCUUCAUAAAGCUGCCUAAGGGCCUCGGCCGGCCAGGGAAGGGCCACUACUGGACUAUCGACCCGGCAAGUGAGUUUAUGUUCGAGGAGGGCUCCUUCAGAAGGAGACCCAGGGGUUUUAGGCGCAAGUGCCAGGCGCUGAAGCCAAUGUACAGCAUGAUGAACGGCCUGGGAUUCAACCACAUCCCCGAGUCCUACAACUUCCAGGGAGGCGGCGGGGGCCUGUCCUGUCCGCCCAACACCCUGUCUCUGGACACUGGGAUCGGGAUGAUGAAUGGACACUUGGCAGGUAACAUGGAGGGGAUGGGUCUGUCCGGGCACUCCAUGUCACACUUGUCGACGAACAGUGGACAUUCCUACAUGGGAAGUUGUACGGGAUCCACCGGGAAUGACUAUUCCCACCACGACAAUUCCGGUUCCCCUCUGCUCACCAGCGGGGGAGUCAUGGAGCCUCACCCCGUCUACUCGAGCUCGGCCUCGGCGUGGGCUCCGGCCCCCACGGCCUCUCUGAAUAACGGGGCUUCUUACAUCAAGCAGCAGCCUCUGUCUCCCUGUAAUCCAGGAGCGAACUCGCUGCAGCCGAGCCUGCCCACCCAUUCCCUAGAGCAGCCAUACCUGCACCAGAACGGGCACAGCACCACAGAUUUACAAGGUAUUCCUCGGUACCAUUCCCAGUCUCCCAGCAUGUGUGACCGAAAGGAGUUCGUCUUCUCCUUCAACGCCAUGGCGUCCUCGGCGAUGCACUCCCCGAGCAGCGGCUCCUACUACCACCACCAGCAGGUCUCCUACCAGGACAUCAAGCCGUGCGUCAUGUGAUGGGACACUGACAUGUCUGCGGACUCGAGCCAUGCAGCCGAGUGAACAAACGAGCAAAACAAAAAAACACAAAAAAAGAAAAACCACUGAGAGACGCACAGAGGCAUGGCGCCGCUGGGCCUGGAGAGUGCUCACUGCGUCGAGUCGACCGGACUACUCCUCAGCGCUGUUUUACGCAGCGUAAAAGACACGGGGACAGGCCAAUCACAAAACAAACCACAUAAUAAUAAUAUAUAAUAAUACAUAAAGAAAAACGUCAUUUCAUCAACACCAUCGACCAGCGGGGUGAAGACUAUAGGCGCGUGACACCCUGCUGCUGUUUGGUACCUAGUCCUGCAGAGCGGAUGACUACAGCCACCACUUUACACUUCUUCUCUCCAUGUUUAUUCUUCUUGUUAAAAUAGGCCAAUGUAAAGAAAAAAAAAAAAGAAAAAAAAAGCACACUACAUUUCUCUGUCUGAAGUUUUUACUUUUAUUCUCUUUGACAAAUUAGACUGAGGCUCUUUGAAUUCUCUUGCUCUUGAAUUUGAACUUUUAUGGACAUUACGCAUAUACUGUAGGUCCAUAUAUACUGUGUAAAAAUGAUGAAGGCACUUUUUGAAUAGCCUAUAAGCGCGACUUUUUUUUUAUUUAUUCUGUAGGCCUACGUAUUUUUAAUUUCAGGCGUAUUGGCCAAGGAGGUAUAUGGUUUAUUGGCAAUAUUUGUCAGAACGCUUAUUUGUUUUGAAAAAUGAAAAUUGAGGAUAUAUUGUAAGCACUGUUCUGUUGUUUUUGUGUUAGAUACAUGUAGAUCCAUUACUUUCGGCACUGUAUAUAUUAGUAUAUAUUGUUAGGAAAAUUAGCGAGGGUCCAUCAGUGAGGGCUGGUUUUUAGGGCUAUAUAUAUUACAACAAAUGAUUUGUAAGAAAUAAAAUAUAUCUGUUGGGCUGUUUGAGCCUGCAUCCACACAAAAA